CUGAGCAGUGAGCCGAGCCAGUGGCAGGGCUUUGGGAGAAUCCGGUACAGCACGGACGUACGACCGUGACGGGAGCGUAAGCCGAGGUGUGCAGAAGAAUGUAAAUUUCAGAACUCCGUGCAGUCAGUCGGUUGACGGGCGGCCAUUUUGCUGCUCAGCAUGAAGCGGCUCCAAUGGGAGCAGCUGCGCGGAAGCGCCGUGAGUGGCUGCUGCUGUCAGGAGGGACGAAUAAAAACUCGCUUCUUUUUUUCCCUUUUUUUUUUUCUCUUGACCUUCAUCAACUUUGAGUGAGCAAACUCCACGUUACAGACUCACGCGCGCAAACAGGUUUGGACAGAAUGGGUCCCAGAAAAAGAGGGGCGCGAAAGAGGAAAAGAAGCCAAGAUGCUUUGGUGGAGGAAGACAGCCAAAACACAGAGAGGAAGGCUGAUGAAGAGGAGGGAGACGGGAGGAGGAAGAAGAAGAAGUACAUCGGAGCCCACGUUGGAAUUCAAGGUGGAGUAUGGAAAGCAGUGGAGUCGUGUCUACAGAUGGGAGGAACGAGCUUCGCCUUGUUUCUGGGCUCCCAGCGUUCCUGGAAGAGACCAGCUCUGGAUCCAUCUGCUGCAGAAAAGUUCCGCGUUCAGUGUUCCUCGCACGGAUUUGAUCCCGCUCACAUCGUGCCCCAUGGCUCCUACCUGAUGAACUGUGGAUCUCCUAAAGAGGAUGUGUUUGCGAAGAGCCAGGAGCUGCUGGUGGAUGAGCUCGGCCGCUGCCACAUGCUGGGCCUGAGGCUGUAUAAUUUCCACCCUGGCUCCUCACUGGGGACCAUCACCACUGAACAGUGUGUGGAAAAGAUAGCUGGAGCCAUUAACCACGCCCACCAACAAAUACCAGAUGUGGUUACAGUGUUGGAGAACAUGAGCGGCCAGGGCAGCACAGUGGGUGGUAAGUUCUCAGAACUCAGGGGCAUCAUCGACAGGGUGAGAGACCAGAGCAGAGUAGGGGUGUGUUUGGAUACCUGUCACGCAUUUUCAGCAGGCUAUGAUCUGGCAGCAGAGGGAGGGGUUAAGGCCAUGCUGGAUCAGUUUGAUCAGGAAGUGGGACGUCACUAUCUCAAAGCAGUCCACCUCAAUGAUUCCAAAGGUCAGCUCGGCUGUCAUCUCGAUCGGCAUGAAGAUGUAGGUAAAGGAAACAUCGGGAUCUCUGCGUUCCGGGACAUCGUCAAUGAACCCAGACUGGACAACAUCCCUCUGAUUCUGGAGACGCCGGGACGGCCUGGGUUUGAAUAUGCAGAACAAAUUGAGCUUCUUCAUUCCCUGUGUGAAGAAAAAUGAAAGGUAUGAAGGUGAAACGCUGCAGUAGCUGUCGCCCUGACGCCAAAGUAGACGGAUACCUUCCUGUUUACCGCCACAGCGGAAGAUAUUGAUCAGCAUCAGCAGUUUUUUUUUACGAGUUAAAAAAUAAAUUGAAGUGUUAAUUUGUGAUUUGUCACGUUGAUCAGAAGAAGCCAGUAGGAGGCAGCAGACACACACACACAUGUAAAACUGGCAUCUGCAGGCAGAGAUCAGUGGAAAACGAUCUUCAUGGUACAGAAAAGACUUCAAAUGAUUGGGGAUGUCCUGAAAUAUGUUCUGGAUGUGAAUGUUUAUUAAACAAAUGUACCUAAAAGGUC
Messenger RNA from Oryzias latipes (Japanese medaka), 1654 nucleotides. Its product is annotated as putative endonuclease 4. Lineage: Eukaryota; Metazoa; Chordata; Actinopteri; Beloniformes; Adrianichthyidae. Gene Ontology annotation, cellular component: mitochondrion; nucleus. Gene Ontology annotation, molecular function: zinc ion binding; DNA-(apurinic or apyrimidinic site) endonuclease activity; phosphoric diester hydrolase activity. The record is from RefSeq and is a predicted model, not a curated record. Gene Ontology annotation, biological process: base-excision repair.